AUGACGACAAUUACCCAGAUGGCCUCCUCUUCUGCCAUUGACGCCUCUCCUUUCCCCCCUGCCGCCAACACUGCCGUCUUCCGGGGAAAGGACGCCUCCGAAUCCGCGACUCCUACUGCGACCACCACAAUUACCACCACCAACAAAACCACCAAACUCGCCCGCGACACAAAAUAUCGCCAUGUUUUCGCCACACACUCCCUGACGCGCACCUCGUGCCUGAGCCACGAUGCAGACAAGACCCCUAGUUUUGUUGGCUUCAGGAAUCUCAUGAUCCUGGUGCUCAUCGUGUCCAACUUGCGAUUGAUGAUUGUGAACCUACAAAAGUAUGGUGUCCUUAUAUGCCUCUCCUGUCACGACUACAGCCGCUCCGACGUCAUCACCGGCCUGCUCCUGUACCUCCUCGUUCCUGCCCACCUGUUCGUCACAUACCUCAUCGAACUGGCCGCCGCCUGGCAGGCCAACCGAGCGCACGCCCGCAUCGCCGGGGAGCAUGACAACGAUUGUCCCGCCAGGUACGCAGCAGCACUGCGCAGCUUCAACUUGACCUGGUACAUGAUAGCCUUCUUCCACAGCGUUAAUGCUGUCGCAAAUCUCUACAUUGCCACAAAGUAUGUCUACUACGACAUCUACCAUCCGGGAAUCGGAACGCUAUGCGAGAUGCACGCCGUCAUCGUCUUCUUGAAGUGCGCUUCAUACGCACUCACGAACCGCGACCUGCGCCAUGCCUACCUCCACCCAAAACAGGCUGAUCCGCUUCCCGAGCUAUACAAUACGUGCCCAUACCCGCAAAACAUCAACAUGAAGAAUCUCUGCUACUUUUGGUGGGCCCCGACUCUUGUCUAUCAGCCUGUUUAUCCUCGAACAGACAAAGUACGCUGGGACUUUGUCUUCAAGCGAUUGCUCGAGGUGGCGGGCCUCAGCAUCGUCAUCUGGAUUGCCUCGGCUCAAUACGCUGCGCCACUGCUGCAAAACUCCCUCGACAAGGUCCUUACCCUCAACUUCACCUCUAUUGUCGAGCGCGUUAUGAAGCUCUCCACCAUCUCCGUAUUUUGCUGGCUCUGCGGCUUCUUUGCUCUUUUCCAGUCGGCGCUUAAUGCCCUUGCCGAAGUAAUGCGUUUUGGCGACAGGGAAUUCUAUGGUGACUGGUGGAAUGUGUCGUCUAUUCGCACCUACUGGACAACCUGGAACAAGCCGGUGACAAAUUUCAUGCGUCGGCACAUUUACUCUCCUUUAGUUGGUCGUGGCAUCCCUCCUCCCGUGGCUCAGAUUCUCGUCUUCUUCUUUUCCGGUGUACUUCAUGAGUUGCUUGUCGGAGUGCCCACGCAUAACAUUAUUGGUGUAGCAUUUGCGGGCAUGAUGAUCCAAAUUCCACUCAUUGCGCUCACCGACGUCAUUCAGAAGAUUAGAUGUAUUCAAGGCAAGGUCGCAGGCAAUAUGAUCUUCUGGGUCAGUUUUUGUCUUGUGGGACAGCCGCUCGCCGCCUUGCUUUAUUUCUUUGCAUGGCAGGCCAAGUAUGGGAGUGUGAGCCGACAAGUAAGCGAUAGUCCCAUUAACAUGUUCUAUCGGCGGUAA
Bipolaris victoriae FI3 is the source of this 1575-nucleotide messenger RNA. RefSeq lists its product as hypothetical. Bases 1 to 1575 code for a protein of 524 amino acids. Gene Ontology annotation, cellular component: endoplasmic reticulum membrane. The record is from RefSeq and is a predicted model, not a curated record. Gene Ontology annotation, biological process: triglyceride biosynthetic process. The transcript has 3 exons. Gene Ontology annotation, molecular function: diacylglycerol O-acyltransferase activity. NCBI's taxonomy places the organism in Eukaryota, Fungi, Ascomycota, Dothideomycetes, Pleosporales, Pleosporaceae.